GGGUCUGCCUGUGAGUAAUAACGCUUCAUCAAGUCUGGAGUUUCCUGAAACACAUUUCCAUGAGGCCAGAUUUAAGCGCUUGUAUGCAUCAGUGAACCAAAAUUCAAUUGCUCAGGGCCCAUUGGCUAUAGAUUCACGUGAGAAAAAGGCACGUUUGUCAAGAAUAUCGAAUGUUUCGACUGGAAGAACCCAGAAUUCGGCAUCAGAUUCAUCUUCUCAGCUUGUAAGACAGCUUCCAGACACUCUCGGAGUGUAUCAUACAAUAGAGAAUAGAUCAGUUGCUUGUGGUUCACCUAUUGACGGUUGUAAAAUCGGCACGUCUUUUGAAGAAAUUCUCACUGCCAGUUUGGAUAAUGAAACAGCUUAUUCAGAACACCCGACUAACAGAGGCUGUGCAGCAAGUCCUCAAGUUAAGCAGCCUCUAACACGCUCUCAAAAUGUCAAUGCAAGUCAUUCUGUCUCAGAUAGACAGUCCACCAACAGUUCCACUGCUACAAUGCAUGAAGAGAAUCUACAAUAUUCAAAGAAAAAUCCAAAGAAACGAGAUGUUUCUGAAGCUAAUUCUUCAGACAUGAUUUCAUAUUCUGUGUGUGCAAAAGACGAAAUUUUAAAGAAAAAAUUUAAUGGCUUCAAUGAACUCAAUUGUGGAAUCUCACGUAAGCGUGGUGAGAAGUUUUUCUCUUCCAUUCAUAGCAUUCCAGACGACGUUAACUUGAAUCAAGACAUUUUUGAUGAAGCGCCUGCAUUACCGAAAUACCUUGACACUUCGCCGGAGAAAAAAGUUGACCUUGUGACCCCCGUGUGUGGAACUUCAACGCCCACGAAUCUUAUCAACUUUUCAUCUGAAUUUGUUGAUUAUGACGUUCAUCCUAUACAAAAUAGUGACGUUGUGAACCACUCUUGCACUACUCCCGCGAUGUGUGUUCGAGACGAGUCAAUUGCCAGCGAGAAGAAAUAUCUAGAAAUUUCAACAGAAAAGUGCAACUCGUCUUCUAUCAGUCCACUUUCAGUCACGUUCAAUUCUUCAAAUUCUUUUCUCUCAACGCCCAUAGAAACAGUCCCAUCACAACAGGAUGUAGGAGAUUCAGUUUCUUUUCCUAGGAACCAUGAUCAUGAGGCUAUUCCUACCGUAUUACUCAUCACUAGCAAUACCAAGGCAAUCACCACAUCUGAUGUGAUGACGCUGUCGGGACCACAAGCUUCAUUGCAACCUCAAUGCUCAACUUCGCAUGAUGAACCCAUUAUUUACUUCCCAGUUUCCAAACCUCAAUGUUCAACAUCUCACAAUAAUGAACCCAUUAAUCACUCCAAUACUUUGGAAUCUCAAUGCUCAACUUCUCGUGAUGAGCACAUUAUUUACUUCCCAGUUUCCAAACCUCAAUGUUCAACAUCUCACAAUAAUGAACCCAAUAAUCACUCCAAUGCUUUGGAAUCUCAAUGUUCAACAUCUCAUGAUGAGCACAUUAAGUUCUCCAAAGCUUCAGAACCUCAAUGUCUAACUACCUAUGGCCAACCUGUUACGUAUUCCACAGCUGGUGCCUCAGUGACCAAUACUUUAGUGUACUAUAGCGCUGCUCAUCAGCCUCAGGAGCAGAGCACUGACCACAAACACCCGGCACCUAAAGGAAGUUCCUUAACUGAUUCAUCUGUAUUCUGUAGCAAUGGCAAUUCAGACUUCCUUCUUGCAUCUUCUUCAAACAAAAAUGUAAACGUUGAGGACAAGCUAAGUACGACGUCUCUUGUUGGAAGCUACAUUGAGACACUAGAAGCUAUACAGCCAAGCAUAGACUGCAUCUCAAAUACUCCCAUCAAAACUUCAACGACUUUGGAUGCUUCAAAUGCCAGAACCGAAAUAUGUUCUGAUAUGGGAAUAUUACCUCGUCCCAGAGAAAUGAAUAGUCAGAUCACUAAUGACAAGCCACAUGCUCAAAAGUCAGAGGCAGCGAUGCGCCCGAGACUGAACAGUUCACAUCCACGCAGACGCGCCGCCGCCGGAGAUCUGUGGUGCAGCGAGUGCGAGAAGAGCGUGAGCGGCGCGUGCACCCGCCACGAGGUACACAGCGUCACUGACAGGACAGUGCAGAGCAGGGCCUGGGAGAGUCUGCCGUCUUCUUACUUGACCAUCAGGAAAAUAGGCUUUACUACUUCUGAAUGUUACGGCGUGUUCUGCAAGCGUCGGCUGCAGCUACACACGCUGUUUGGGCCUCUGCAAGGCAUCGCACGUGACCACGCUCCUGAUAAAUCAUCAGGCGCUGCUGAUAAUACCCUGAUACUGGCCGAAAUAAAUGGUGUUUCAAUAAAGGAUCAACAAGAUAAUGAACAGCGUGACACUAAACAGUUAAUAUGGCCUUUCACUGACGCCACAAACCAACUGAAGUUCUUGGAUACUUCGGACCUAGAACACAGCAACUGGAUGCAGUUCGUGAGACCAGCUGAGAGCGUCAGUGCUGCCAACUGUCGCGUCGUGGAGCGUCACCCUGGCCACAUCUUCUUCAUCACCACCACGGAGCUGCCGCCCCAUACUGAGCUCAGAGUCGCAUACUCGGAGCAGUACGCAGAGCGCUACAACUUGCCUCUCACAGGUCCAUUAGCUCCUAAUCUUCUCGAUGAAGGAACCGAGCUUGGCUGGCCGUGCUACGAGUGCGACGAGCGGUUCGCGUCUUCAGCAGAGCUACAGCAACAUCUCGCAUGUCAUGAUGAGAUGUCGUGCAGCAACAAGAAGAAACCAAAAGGCAAACGCGGACGCAAGAUGAAAAAAGCCAUCACGCUAUCUGACCUGACUGCUGUGAAAGUCGACCAUCCGAUGACAGCCACAAGCGUGAGAAGCAGUGGAGCUAUAACUUCCAGCAGCCUACACUUCUCUUCACUCAACAGUGAUUCUCUACUAGACCACACAGACUCAGGAUCUCAACUUCGAUGCCUCAUCUGCAAGAAAGUGUUCACCAACCAUCAAGUCUUCACGUUGCAUCGGUUAACGCAUGGUCAACUGCAGCAGCAACAGCAGCUGCUGCUUCAACAGCAUGAGGCAUGCAGGUCCUGCCCUCAGUGUGGCGAAGAGCAUGUAAAUCUGCAGCGCCUCCUUCAGCAUAUCGACUCCCACGCUCUUCCUAUUCCUCCUAGAACGGUUGCCACGAAACGUGCUCGCUCCCAGUCCAGCAAACGAAGUGAAACUGUUCAGCAGACUACAAACGGUCUGGACCGACCUUCAGACACCACCACAACUCGGUUCGAAACCCAUUUUCCAAAUUACUCCAGCUGUGACAUCGCCCAAAUUCGGCGAUAUGUACGAAGUUACUUUUUUCGGUGA
This is a messenger RNA of Hyalella azteca, 3307 nucleotides long. RefSeq lists its product as uncharacterized. The transcript is spliced from 13 exons. Gene Ontology annotation, biological process: regulation of transcription by RNA polymerase II; cell fate commitment. NCBI's taxonomy places the organism in Eukaryota, Metazoa, Arthropoda, Malacostraca, Amphipoda, Hyalellidae. Bases 497 to 3307 code for a protein of 936 amino acids. Gene Ontology annotation, molecular function: RNA polymerase II cis-regulatory region sequence-specific DNA binding; DNA-binding transcription factor activity; histone deacetylase binding. The record is from RefSeq and is a predicted model, not a curated record. Gene Ontology annotation, cellular component: nucleus; cytoplasm.